GCGACCAUGCUGGAGAGCCUGGCGAGCGAGUUCUCCUCGCGGGUGAUAGAACAACACGACACGGCCGAUGUGCCGGCGGCAAAAAAACGCGCCAAGCUAGCCGCGAGAUUAACAAAGUUGCUGGCGGACUCGAAACGUUAUUUGUGCCCCGAUAAAUUCCCGUCUGACCUCGUUUUCUCCGCGAAACAGCCUCCCGUUUGCAAUUCCCGUCUGCUGAGACGUGUCCUGCCGCUCGACUCCUACAAUCUCGUCGCCCCAUUAUUGGGCAUGAAGACCUGGUAUCCUAAAAGAGCACGAAAAGUAGACAUUGCUGCCACGGUGCAAUUCAAAACGGAAGAGGAAGAAGAAGAAGAAGAGGAAGAAGAGACGGAGGGCGAGAUUCCCUUCGAUUUGAUCGUGCAUCCCCCGACGACCAAAGACAUUUCGACGACCGGAGAUGAGCAUAAAGUAGGUCAGGCCAGAUCGAAUCCUUACGCUCUCUUUUUGAGGAAACCGCGGCGCAAGGUUGUCACUUGGCGUCCUUUAACGGCGGACGAUCUCAAAGGCUACGAUCCCGAGGCCACCCUCGAGAUGAAAGCCAAAAAUAUUAUGGACAGGAUAUGCCGUGACUUCUGCGAGUGGCUGCGCAGUUUAGGCGGCACCGACCACGUCAUCGACGAGGAGGUCCUCGGAGAUAUGUUCGAAAUUGACUUUACUGCCGAGGCCAGCAGGACGAUGGAGAUGUCGAUGAGGGAAAUGCCGAUGGUGCCGAACGAGGUGGCCGCAGCGAGACAAUGUCCUGACGCGGGUGAGCUUGCCAUGACCAGGAGGCAUCUGAUCAGGGACGCCAAAGCCGAGGGUAAGCCGGCCAAAACAAUGGCGUUUGGCACGGCGAUAUCCGGUGAGCUCCGGUUCGUGCCGCCCGGAAAUCAGGUGCGGGAGAGGUGGCUGCGAUGCGAGAACGUGAUAACGGAACUGGAGACGAUGGACGUGGUCUGGAGGAACAUAACGCAUCUGGAGAGCGUCAGGAUUUUCGCAAAGUGGCUCAGCGAACGUUCGGACGCUCCGCUGCCAGAUGCACUGGUGAUCGCAUUGACCACCGAUCCCGCGAAACUCGCCGUCGAGGACGAGGAGUAUCAGGAAAUCAAAGUCGUGCCGACUGUCACCAAGGUCCGCGACAUCCGACGUCUCGAUCCCGACCCGAUGUUGGAGGACUAA
Messenger RNA from Wasmannia auropunctata (little fire ant), 1197 nucleotides. RefSeq lists its product as uncharacterized. The transcript is spliced from 5 exons. The record is from RefSeq and is a predicted model, not a curated record. The coding region runs from base 7 to 1197 and encodes 396 amino acids. Lineage: Eukaryota; Metazoa; Arthropoda; Insecta; Hymenoptera; Formicidae.